This is a messenger RNA of Diceros bicornis minor, 4816 nucleotides long. RefSeq names its product double PHD fingers 3 (gene DPF3). The record is from RefSeq and is a predicted model, not a curated record. The transcript is spliced from 11 exons. Bases 1 to 1170 code for a protein of 389 amino acids. Gene Ontology annotation, cellular component: nucleus. Lineage: Eukaryota; Metazoa; Chordata; Mammalia; Perissodactyla; Rhinocerotidae.
AUGGGCGUGAAGGGGUGUGUUCGGUUUUCGCUGGUCUCAUUCCUCCUCUCUGUCUCUCCCGGCAGGCUUGGGGACCAGUUCUACAAGGAAGCCAUUGAGCACUGUCGGAGUUAUAACUCCCGGCUGUGCGCAGAGCGCAGCGUGCGUCUCCCCUUCCUGGACUCGCAGACCGGGGUGGCCCAGAACAACUGCUACAUCUGGAUGGAGAAGAGGCACCGAGGCCCAGGCCUCGCCCCAGGCCAGCUGUACACAUAUCCUGCUCGCUGCUGGCGGAAGAAGAGACGAUUGCACCCGCCUGAGGAUCCAAAGCUGCGGCUGCUGGAAAUAAAACCCGAAGUGGAGCUGCCCCUGAAGAAGGAUGGGUUCACCUCAGAGAGCACGACCCUGGAAGCCUUGCUCCGCGGGGAGGGGGUUGAGAAGAAGGUGGAUGCCAGAGAGGAGGAGAGCAUCCAGGAAAUACAGAGGGUUUUGGAAAAUGAUGAAAACGUAGAAGAAGGAAAUGAAGAAGAGGAUUUAGAAGAAGAUAUUCCCAAGCGAAAGAAUAGGACCAGAGGACGGGCCCGUGGCUCUGCAGGUGGCAGGAGGAGGCACGACGCGGCCUCUCAGGAAGACCACGACAAACCUUACGUCUGCGACAUCUGCGGCAAGCGCUACAAGAACCGGCCGGGACUCAGUUACCACUACGCUCACACUCACUUGGCCAGUGAGGAGGGGGAUGAAGCCCAAGACCAGGAGACCCGGUCCCCACCCAACCACAGAAACGAGAACCACAGACCCCAGAAAGGACCGGAUGGGACAGUCAUUCCCAAUAACUACUGUGACUUCUGCUUGGGGGGCUCUAACAUGAACAAGAAGAGCGGGAGGCCUGAAGAGCUGGUGUCCUGUGCAGACUGUGGACGCUCUGGUCACCCAACUUGUCUGCAGUUCACCCUGAACAUGACCGAGGCCGUCAAGACCUACAAGUGGCAGUGCAUAGAGUGCAAAUCCUGCAUCCUCUGUGGGACCUCAGAGAACGACGACCAGCUACUCUUCUGCGAUGACUGUGACCGUGGCUAUCACAUGUACUGUUUAAAUCCCCCAGUGGCUGAGCCCCCAGAAGGAAGCUGGAGCUGCCACUUAUGCUGGGAACUGCUCAAAGAAAAGGCCUCGGCCUUUGGCUGCCAAGCCUAGGACCCCAGGUCACAGAAUGUGACUUGCUGCUGGAGAGGCUGAAUCAGAGCCCAGUUCAAACCAGAUCGAGCCCCUACUCCCAUAUUUCCAAACAGACCAACUGUAAGGAAAAUCAGUAAUCACAGAGGGGUAGAACCAAGAGGGCAAGGUAUCUGCUUACCUCCCACACACAGGUUCAGUACUUCAGCCAGCCCUUCCUUGUUUCUACCAGAAAGAUCUUGAACUUUUGAAGAACAAUCUAAGCCCCAUCCCUGUGGAACCCCUCUCACGUUAGCACUGUGGCUCUCUCACUGGUUCCCAUUUUAAGGGAAGACAUUUUGUGACCACCCAUGAGUCAUUCACGUAUAGUUUGGUGUUUUCUAUUGUGUCCCAAGAAAUCUUCGCACAGCCUCCCUGCUCCCAGCUUAGGAUCUUCAUUCUGAACUCAGCAGUGGAACAAAGGGCUGUGGAGAAGUUGUUGCUUAUUACAAGCCUCCCUGGAAACUUCUAGACUCACAACCUGGAGGCCAUCUUGACAAUGGAGCCCUGAAAUCCCUCCUUGUUCCCUGGUCUCUGUGAAGAGAAAGAGCUGCUUUCUGGACCCCCCAAGAGAGAGCCGGUGGUGUCCCCAGCCACGGUGGUCUCUUGAUGGGGCUGGAGAGGGAAGUGGAGGCACUGAGGGGUGGGAGGAAACACUGCGAAGAUAAUUCUGAACCCUGCCAUAGCCAGGCAGUAUUUGUUGUCCAUCAGGAGUGGUUUUGCAAGGAAACAGGCUGUGUGGUUCCUUAACCCUCAGAGCUGGGGCAUCUGUGAGAUGAGCCACAGCCUAUGGCAGAGGAAGAUGCUAAGACUCUGCCUUCCAACCUGCCUGAGUCCCCUAGUGGGACUCAAGAACUAGGGAGGUGAGUGAAGGCUGCCGGGUCAAGAAUCUGAGUGUUGGUUCAAAAGACUGCAGCUUUGAGAAAACCUUCAGUAUUGAUGUGACACUACGAAUUCCUUUUCCCAGUAAUUUCUUCCUUCCGUGAAGUGUACGUUUGCCAUUGUCUACUGAAACCUGACUCUCAAAAUUUAAGGAUGGGGGAGAGAUGAUUGUUCCCUAAACAAAUAUUUGGGGUGAUAUAAUUAUUUAUGACCGAGGUAGCAGUGAUGCAGAACUGUCAGCUUGAGGGCUGCUCUUGUCUCCUACGCUCCCCAAUAUGCGCUGGACUCUUGUUUUGAAAAAAUAUUUCGAGAAGAAAGAGGUGGGGAGGCUCAGGUUCCCAGAAGUCUGUGUUGGAAGUCAGCCCCGUGAGCUGGCGUGGAUUGGACUGCCUUUGAAUCUCCGCAGCAGUGGCAACAGCAGCAGCACACAAUAACUGACACGUUUCUGGAAAAAUCAUUUGCCCAAAGGGCAGGUCUCGGUGAGCAGGACCCUCGCGCAUGCUCAGCUUCCCUGAAAUCAGCUCUAUCUCUGUGGUCCGGCUGCUUACAACAAAGGCUGGCGUUAUUUUUAGUCCUUCGGCUCCUGAAGAAGCCCCUGGAGGCUCGGAGACUCAGCUGGUUGGGCCACUUCUGCCUGGCUGCAGUGUUCGCUCCGCGACUUGGCAAGAGCCUUCCUUCCUGGUUAAUUGCUCUUGGCCAGUGGACCCAGGGCAGCCUGGCAUGGAGCCAAGAUGUGUUGGUCUCCCCCAGUCCUUUGCAGAGUGACCUGUGGCAAGAGAUGGGGUCACUUUCCUGCAGGGGCCUUUGGCCUCGAGUGAGUUAAGCGCAUACAUAACGAUCUCAUUGAAAGGGCUCUGUCCAGAUGGGAUUUUCAUCUUCCUCAUAAGAUGUUUCCUUCCCCCUGCUGGUUGGUGAACCCGUUUUGGAUUCUGGAGGCCCAGGGAGGGUUUGAGAAGUUGCUGUGUCAUCACAUUGUCCAUUUCCCUGAGAGGGUCACACCAGAGGGGCAGACUUCCUCUCCUGACUGCUCUGGCUCUCUGUCUUCCCACAAAACCCCAAGUGGGGUGUCCUCAAAGGCCAAUUAUUGGUUUUGAAAAUCACUUUGACUUAAUUUUAGAAAAAGGAGUUACUAAAAUGUUCUCAAAUGCCACAAAUGGCUAAAAAGUUGAAAAAGCAAAUCUGAAACCAAACACUGUGUCCCUACACUAGAUACGCCCUCUUUGGGGUGUGUGCAAAUCUGUUCCCCACCUCAACACAGAUGGUGGCCUGCUCUGUCUCCAGCCACACCUGCUGCCACAGAAACUGUGAGGGUGAGAUUGAGUCUCGCAGACCACGGAGGGCGCUGUAAAUCGUCCACAGUGGUAGGCUGGCUGGGGCUCUGGGCUGGACUCUAGGAAGGCUCAGAGGCCCCUUCCCAGUUUCACUCCCUGCAGGAUGGGCCCAACGCCUUCCUCUUUGGAGACCUCAUUUUCCCCAUCUGAAAAAUGGGGAUAGCAAAGCCAGCUUGUGGGAUGGCGCUUUCAGAGUAUCACAAGCAGGCAAAAGUCAUAGGCACAUUUAUCACCUUCUGUUUUGCAAAAAAGUAAGGUGUUGGUAAACUUCAAUUGGUCUUUCUUUGAGCCCCAGAGAAUGAGCCAGAAUCAUAGGGUGCACAUGGAUGAUCAGGGUUUUAGUUUUGUCUCUGCCACUGAGUAGCUGUGUGACCUUGGGCAAGUCACUUAACAAUCUCGGAAUCUCAGUUUGCCCACCUGUGAAAUGGAGAAAAUAAUAUUUGCCCAGCCUGUGCCACAGUGACAUUGGGAGGCUUAAAAAGCAUCAUGUUAUAUAAAUAACCACCGGAGAGCAGGGCUUGUCAGGGAGGGACUCCAAAUGAUUUCUAUGCCCCCUUUCUUGUGUGAGUUGGCCAAUGUUAGACACCUUCUUGGAAUCUCCAUUUUGACCAAAGGGGGUUUACGUUUUAAGGCUGGGCUGCCUAACCACUGUUAGGGCCACUAGGCCAAGGCUGUGACAAGGAAACCACGACUGCGCACGGGUCUGUGGUUGGAGGUGAGGGAUUUAUGCUGGGGUUGGGGACUUCGGAAUGCAGAUACUUGAGACAUUCCCUUCUACAAGAUCAACACAGCCUAGAACGGAGAGCUAACUUCUGGAGAGGGCUAAUUCAGUUCAGUGAACAAUCACUUAAAAACUUUGGUUUAAAGGCGAGCUCCACUACUUUCUAGCUGGUUGACCUUGGGCAAAUGACUGAACCUCUCUGAGCCUCAUUUUCCAUGUCUGUGAGGUGGGCAGAUAUGGCCCAUCCAGCGAUGCUGGUCGAGAUCCUGGCGUGGGGCCCGGCAUGAAGGCCCCCGCACCGUGGUAGCUCCUGUCGUGUAUAGAGGCACCAAGUGGAGAUGAUGAUGCUGUUGCCCCAGCUCAAAUCCCUGGAAUGGCUGGGGUGCCUCUGUGUCGCUUCACCCCGAUGUUGUGGCUCCAGCCAACCAGACAGGAGGUGAGGCUGCAGGAUCCACGCCGGAAGUUGAAACCCUCAGUUUCCUGUAGGUAUUUUUGUGGCACUGCUUUUGGGGCCUGCAGCAAAUCCAGGGCAGGCAACGCUGUGAGGAACUAGAGACUAAGCCCCUGCUAGCAGAUUUGCAUUCUGGCUUUCCUUCUCAACCCCCCACUGACUCAUAGCACCUAAGGCAGGAGCCAGCAGGUCCCAAGUCUCCCCUGCCCCUGUCACUGCCCCAGGGCCGGGCAGGAAGCCCGG